AUGGCUCGCUUUGUUUACGGAUCCACGGUAUUGACACGCGUGUGUAAAAGUUCUCCAAUUCUUUAAAAUUUUGACUGUUGAACGAAAAGUUUUUUUGCAUUUUGACCAUCUCUUAGGAGAUAUUUUGCUUAGUUUCUCACAUUUGACAUUAAUAAUUGCAAUAAACAUGAAUUCGAAGAGAAUAACGCUGUCAAAGAGUAUACUGGAUAUGAAGUUUAUGAAGCGUACGAAAGACAAAGUGGAGAAAGAGCAGUUUCAGGAAGAAGGAGAGGAAUACUUUGGUAGUGAGCUUACAUCACGCAUGAAGAAAGCAUCUGGAAAUUUUUUUAUGGAACCAAGUUACGUUUUCUGCGAGAAACUCAUUGACGGCAGAUUAAGCUUUCAAGGGAUGAAUCCAGCUAUAGAGAAGUUAAUGGAAACGAAGGAAAAUGCUAAACGGACAAAAGAAGAAGUGAAAGAAGUUGAUGUAUCUGAUGAACAAAUGACUGUUCAAUGGAAAAAAAUGCGAGCAAAGUUUGAUACCAUGAACAGACACAGAAAGCCAUACCAUAAAAAGAACAAUGAAGAUGAACCAUUAGAGAAGAAAGUGAAAUUCUCGAAUUCAAUAGAUUACUCUACACGGUAAAUAAUAAUUAUGUAAUAAGUGUAUAUAUAUACUUUAGAUGUAUUAGAUAAAUGUGUUGUACAUAUUUAAGGUACACAUAAAUUUAACUGAUAAACCUAAACUAAUUAUUAUAUAUUAUUUUAAUAUAAUUACUGAAUAAAAGUAAUGUUUUUAAAAUA
Monomorium pharaonis (pharaoh ant) is the source of this 783-nucleotide messenger RNA. RefSeq names its product M-phase phosphoprotein 6 (gene Mpp6). Bases 167 to 625 code for a protein of 152 amino acids. The record is from RefSeq and is a predicted model, not a curated record. The transcript has 3 exons. Lineage: Eukaryota; Metazoa; Arthropoda; Insecta; Hymenoptera; Formicidae. Gene Ontology annotation, biological process: maturation of 5.8S rRNA.